UUUUGCCUAAGGUCGAAUGCUCUGCGCCCGCGCAGCCCGUCAGUGCAACACCCGACGUCAAACGCGCGGCCGCAAUGCGCCAGCCAACGAACAAUUUAAAAAACGAACACGAAUCAACAUUCUCAAUUUGAAAAUUAACCAUUCUUCUAACGUAUUUUGUAAAAAUCGAACGUGUGUCUCAAAUUCAAAAUUGGAAUAAUGUGAAUUUGUUUUUUUUUUCUUUUUUUCUUCAUGUGGAAUGUGGUAGUGUCCAUGUACAAAACCAGUGUUGUGUGAUUUUUUAUUGUUUUUUUUUUUAAUGAGGUGACAACCUCGGAGGUUUUGUGUGGGAUCGAAUCGUUUUAAAGACUGAAUCAUGUGGCGACUCCUGGUAAUGACAGCGCUCCUGGCGACCGCGCGUUCCAAACAGCUACCCUCCUCCACCGAAUUAGCAACGACAACAGUAGGCACAGCGACAGAAGCCGACACCACAGCGUGGCCGAGCUCCGUCGCCCCUCUCGACACUCUCACUGUGUCCUGCGAGAAGGACAGCAUGCAUGUCACCGUGUCGCUGUCCAGUAGCCACGGCAGGAAUAGUAUAUACGACACGUUCAACGGCAUCGUGUACCCAGCAGGCCUGGGCAGCAACUCCUCCUGUCUCCGGGAGUAUGUGUCGGAGAAGGGGGACCUGCACUACACGCUCCCUCUGAGAGGGUGCAAUACUAUGUCUAAUGAUAAUGAGGACGGCACAGUAGAGUACUACAACAAUAUAAUAGUGCAGCCCCACCUGCGCCUGGUGACGGGCCAGGGUCGAGGGUACCACGUGCGCUGCAGGUAUCGCCGCCGGGAUCUCACGCACUUCCAUCUGUACCGGCCGCGCGCUGAUCGGCUGACUAACUCGCUGGCUGAUGAUUUUAGUAGUGAUCAUACCAGUGACGAAUUCGACGAAGACUCAGGACUGUUACCUUCCGUAUCUAUGAAGAUUUAUAAGGGAGACCCUGAAGAUAAACAGGUAGCAUCAAACGUACGCAUAGGAGACAUCCUGAGCCUCGUAGUCUCUCUGGAGAAGCAGCGACAGUUCGGUCUGCUGGUCUCCGAGUGCUCAGUGAGGGACGGCCUCGGCUGGGCCGAGCAGAGCCUCAUAGCUGAUGAUGGCUGCCCCCUAGACGGCGAGAUAAUGGGACAGUUCCAGUACUCCUCCGACAGGCAGACGGCUCGCGUCUCGUUCCCGGCACACAAGUUCCCUUACACCGCCAGUGUGUAUUACACGUGUGAGGUCAAACUGUGCGAUCUGAAGCAUCCUACUGAUUGUGAGCCGUGCUCUCACAAGAGGCGAGUGCGUCGUGAUGAUGAAGGGUCACCAGCUACGGUGGAACUCUUCAAAGGCCUGUACGUCAACGAAGCUGACUCUCCUGAUAACGAUGAGGUUACCAGCGAAAAGAAAGAAGACGAAAUCUGCAUAUCCCAGAAAAACUUCGCUAUGGGCAUCUGCAUAGCUGGAGUUAUUCUGAUGAUUUGCGUCAUAGCUGCCAUCGCCUAUAUCCUCGCUAGGAGACGAAACCCCAAGACAUACUCGCGAACUGGCAGCUCUUUGUACAGUGGACCAUACACCAACACUGGGUAUUCACAUACCAGUUAAAUUAGUUGGUUUUUACUGCAAAUGAUGUACACCAUUUUCUUCUAAAACUUAAGGAGAUUUGCACCUUUUAAGAGUAAGCGCAAACGACUAAUUUUGGUC
This is a messenger RNA of Helicoverpa armigera (cotton bollworm), 1717 nucleotides long. RefSeq names its product piopio (gene pio). The record is from RefSeq and is a predicted model, not a curated record. The coding region runs from base 356 to 1618 and encodes 420 amino acids. The transcript is spliced from 10 exons. Lineage: Eukaryota; Metazoa; Arthropoda; Insecta; Lepidoptera; Noctuidae.